Molecule: messenger RNA, 1807 nt
Organism: Labeo rohita (rohu)
Lineage: Eukaryota; Metazoa; Chordata; Actinopteri; Cypriniformes; Cyprinidae
Gene: jkamp
Product: jnk1/mapk8 associated membrane protein
Exons: 7
Coding region: 150-1073 (307 amino acids)
Biological process (GO): response to unfolded protein
Cellular component (GO): membrane
Molecular function (GO): ubiquitin protein ligase binding
Source: RefSeq, a predicted model, not a curated record
CGUGAUUCACGUUUAGCAACACGUCACACAUCACAUGAAGAAGUUGGAGGCGUUUACGCUUCCGGUUUCUGUUACGUCGUUUUGAUCAUCUUAAAAUCAACUAAUUCAAUAAACGGAGCGAUUGGUGGUUUUGUAAUGCUGUAUAUGACAUGGCUGUAGCAAUGAGCUCCACUUGUCCUGGGCUGUACUGCGGAAGGACCAUCAUAAAUGACUCUUUUGAAGGAGAAUGUGGGGUUUGUCCUCGUGGCCAGAGAACAAACUAUGAAAAGAUUUGUGAGAAGUGCACAGGAUCUCCUGAGCUGUAUGACUGGCUGUACCUGGGCUUUAUGGCGAUGUUGCCUCUGGUCCUGCACUGGUUUUUUAUAGAGUGGUAUUCUGGGAAGAAAAGUUCUAGUGCCCUUUUCCAGCAUAUUACUGCUCUGUUUGAGUGCACGGCUGCUGCCAUAGUGACUCUGCUUCUCAACGAUCCUGUCGGCCAGCUGUCUAUUCGUUCCUGCGAGGUUAAGAUGCUUUCUGACUGGUACACCAUGUUGUAUAACCCCAGUCCCGACUACGUCACUACUCUGCACUGCACGCAGGAGGCUGUGUUCCCUUUGUACACUAUUGUGUUGAUCUACUACGCAUUCUGUCUGGUUUUUAUGAUGCUUCUGCGGCCACUUCUGGUUAAAAAAAUUGCAUGUGGUUUGGGCAAGACGGAUCGUUUCAAGAGCAUCUACGCAGCACUGUACUUCUUCCCCAUCCUCACUGUCCUGCAGGCAGUCGGAGGAGGACUUCUUUAUUAUGCAUUUCCAUAUAUUAUUUUGGUCUUAUCGUUGGUCACGUUGGCAGUUUACAUGUCUGCAUCAGAGAUACAGUCUUUCAAAAACCUUGUGGCUAAGAAGAAGCGCCUCGUGGUUCUCUUCAGCCAUUGGCUCCUUCAUGCAUACGGUAUCAUUUCCAUAUCCCGACUGGAUAAACUAGGACAGGAUUUGCCGUUGUUGGCUUUGGUGCCCGGACCUGCUCUCUUCUACCUGCUGACGGCCCGGUUCACAGAGCCAAACAGAAUUCUGUCAGAGGGUGGGAAUGGACACUGAUGUCAAUUCCUGUGUAGGAAAAUCAUCUCCCACAGACUUUUAAUUUAAUGACACCUUUGGCACGGACACCAAAGAGCCAUAAACACGACAUUUAGUCACUGUUCAUAAUAUAGUAUGUUGCCAUAAAGUCUUUUACGUCUAUGAAUAUUAUGUUGCUUGCUUGUAUUGAACAGAUCAAAUACUUUGUGAAAAAUGUUCUUUUCCUUAGUGUAUUUCUUUGCAAAAUUGGGAAAAUAUUCAACGUUUUUGUAAAUUUAUGGUAACUUAAAUAUAUAUUAUUUCUUUCAGGUUGAUACUAGUGAUUUACAUCUGUUGUCAAGAAUAGAUACAAAUCAACAAUUUGUUGUAAUGUACAGUGUAUUUUUUGUGUGUUAUAUAUGAUACAGCUGGUCUGUGAAUUUCAUGAGAGCCCUGAAGUAAUGUUAACCAACUUCAUAUGACAAAUGUUGUGCCAAAUAUAAUGUUAAUGUAUUUAAGCUUAGUUGUCAUGCAUGGUUAAAUGAUAAAAGCUAUAAACACUAUAAAAGGUAUGUUGGGACAAAUUUGCAUGUGGCAUUAUGAUUGUUUUGCUGCUGAAUAUGUAAAUCUGUAUACACAUUGUAUUGUGAGAAUAAUUAUGUAGUUUUCAGUGUUCUCAAACACUUAUCCUUACAACUUGAUGAAAUAAUUCUCUUAUUAAGCAUGUAUAUUUUUAUGUUCUACAGUGAUGUGUGGAAUAUAACAAACUGAUUAGA